AGGAGCUGAGCUGUGAGUGCCAGCGCCCAGCUCUUCAUGUUCUAUCGACUCAAAGCAAUCACCGAGGUGAGCAGCACAGACCCUGCUGCCCCCCACAGCACUCACGGGGGUAAGAGGGAGGUACAGACAGAGCUGGGCUCACCCCAACCCAUGCCCUGAUUUUCUGUUCAGUGGCCCAUUAGGACCUGAAACCCAUGGCAGAGCAGGGCUACAUGGCCGGGCUGCUGACAAGCCAGGCCUUGGAUGUUCAAGAGGCCACCAGAUACUGGGCAUCUCAGGCUCUCUACUGGCUCUUCACACCUUGCAAAGGUAAGAUGGAGCGGAAGCAGUCGCCACUUCUCAGCCCUCACAGCCCCGGCCGUUACCUAGCGAGCAGGGCUACAGAGAGAACAUGGCGCCUUCAUCCCAUCCCUGACCAGAGGGACACAGAGUAGAAGUGGGUUGUUACCUACCAGGCUGACCUGGCAUCUGCCCUUCACCAGGUGCCUGGGCCCAUCUGGGACCUCCCCUGAUCCCACCCCAACCCCAACACACCUUCUACAGCAGGGAGAAGGGUGGGCAGUUGGCCCAGGAGCCAGCUGAGAGCUCACCCUAGCUGGGCGUUCCCAGCUGCGGCUGGAGUCUGACUCUUUGGCACCUCUGACCUGGCUCGAUGUGGAGAAGAAAGAAUCCGGCCCCGAGAGCUUUGCCUGAGCGCUGCUGGUUUCUUGUGCCUCCAUCGUGCACACCAAGACAGGGGCGGUGGCGACCGUGCUGAGCAAGACGCAGAAGGAUGCUAGCUGCAGAGAGAGCCCUGCCCAUGUUGCUAUGCUCAUCGCAAAGAAACCUGCUGUCGCGUGACCUCACGCCCUUCAGCUUCACCCUGCUGCUGGGCCUGCUGGAGAAGGGGGAGUGUGCUGACCAGCUGGCGGGCAUCAUGGAGGCGGUGCUGAGAGAGAAAGAAUCAGAGGUGCAGGAUCUGCACACGGCUCUUUCCUCCACACUGAGCCCACCCCGGUCGGGGGGAUGGCUGAGUGACGGGACGAGAGACCAGACAGCACACCAAGGCCACGGUCAGCAUCCUCCUGCAGAUGCCCUGGCCUUACGAGCGCCAGGCCAAGGCCAUCUGGAGAUUCCUAGGUGCAGACCCCACGCUGACCAGGGAGGUACUGCACAUCCUGCUGUGUGACAGCCCGGAGAAGGGCCAGGCUAACGCUAGACAGAGCCAGGACAGGAGCUGCCCCCAGCCAGCCUGGCUGCCCCCGGCGGGCCAUGGUGACCCACCCAAAGCAGGCCCUGAAGAGCAUCCCGUGGCUCCUUCUUCCCAGCCUCCAGGGCAGCCAGGAGGGCGAACGCAUGGCCUGCACUGUCCUGUUGGCAGAGGUGAGCCUGGAGGACCAGGAGGAGGGUUAACAAGGCCCAGAAGCUGAUGGAGCAAGAGACCAAUAGCUGCUCAGCCAAUGAGAGAUGGUCCCGGUGGUGUAUUGCUUGUAAAUUAAUCCCUCUGCGUGGGGCUCUGUGGUGGGGUUUGGGAGCACCCCACUGGAACCAGAGGGAGCUCUCUGCCCUGCUCGUGUCACUUCUGUUAAGCUCAGCUGAAGCCAGCCUCUCGUGAACAGCAGUCGGUACAGAUUUCCUCGGCAGCCCCCUGCUGAUGGGGAAUGAGCCCAAGGCCAUGUGGAAGCAGGUUGUGAAGGCCAUGCUGCAGCGGACAGAGGACAGCAACAUCCACAUUCGAGGCAGAGGGCUGCACGGCCUCAGGAACGCAGUGACCGAGUUCCCGGACAAGGCUGACAGAGCGUUGCUCACCGAGUGGCGUCCAACCACUUCUCUGCAGGUCAGGAAGAAACGAGACCAGAUCCUGGGGUGCUUUGUCUGCGCCGUGUGUGAAUGCUGCGACCCCCGCGCCGUUCUGGAUGCCAUGGAAGGGCUCUGCUGGAUGCUGCGGGACCCCAAGGCGUCUCUGAAGGCGCACGUCGCCGUCCCGCUGGCCCUGCAGGCGAGAACGUUCUUUGAGGAUGAGAACAGCGGCCUGAGGCGGGCCUCCAUGGAGCUCUUUGGCCACCUCAGCAAAUUUGUUUGCAAGAAGUCAUCCCUCUUUAGGGCUGAGGUGGAGGAGAGCAUGGGGACGCUACUCAUCCACCUACAGGACGGGGACCCCCAGGUGGCUCAGGUGAGUUCAGCUGAGGGCUCAUAGGGUCAGGGGUGGCUGGGGGCAUUAUAACAACAUGGCAAGUGUGGUGCAAACUCCACCCUUCAAGCCCCAGAUCUCCUCAGUGCUGACCUAUGGCACCCAGGAGAGGGACCCCCCCACUAGUACAGCACUCCCCCACCCCACACAGAGCUCUGCCAGCCAUCAGAUUGUAGCUGUGGGGUAGAUUUGUGGGGUUCCCUUCUCCUCCUCCAUUCCCCACAGGCACCUCCAGCCUCCCUGCCCAGCCAGACUCUCCACAGCUUUGGCUCCAUUUUACAGCCUUCCCUGUUUAGUGGCCAGGCCCAGGUCUAUCUGUGGCCCCUAGCAAGUGACCUGACCCAAGAAGGGCCUCAGGGAAGGCAGGUCGCUGGGGCCGGCUGGCUCUCCAUUGCUGCUGCCCUGCCCUCACUUGUGUGCUAGCUCCUGUCUGGGAAUGACCAGCCUUCUGUAGCAAUCCUCCCCUGCCCCGCUGAGUAGCAGCCCCCAA
Messenger RNA from Mauremys reevesii (Reeves's turtle), 2660 nucleotides. Its product is annotated as protein maestro-like. NCBI's taxonomy places the organism in Eukaryota, Metazoa, Chordata, Testudines, Geoemydidae. Gene Ontology annotation, cellular component: cytoplasm. Bases 1634 to 2176 code for a protein of 180 amino acids. The record is from RefSeq and is a predicted model, not a curated record. The transcript is spliced from 8 exons.